This is a messenger RNA of Tachysurus fulvidraco (yellow catfish), 1915 nucleotides long. RefSeq names its product sodium- and chloride-dependent GABA transporter 2-like. The coding region runs from base 396 to 1727 and encodes 443 amino acids. Gene Ontology annotation, biological process: sodium ion transmembrane transport. Lineage: Eukaryota; Metazoa; Chordata; Actinopteri; Siluriformes; Bagridae. The record is from RefSeq and is a predicted model, not a curated record. The transcript has 12 exons. Gene Ontology annotation, cellular component: membrane.
AGGGUUAUUAGAACCCACCUUCUCAGGCAGGCCCAAGGGUAAUGUCCUCAGAUGAAUAAUGUGAUUGGCCCAAACACAACACAUCUAAGCUGAAAAUACAAUGUGUUGGCUGAAAAAAAUUCAAGGCAAAUGAUGCCAGUUAAGAAGCUGUUAUGAAGCUGUUAAUGCAAUAUUCAUAGUAUAUGCAAAGAUGACAUGGGGGACAGACUGUCUUGCUUAAAGAAAAACAAAAUCCUGGUCAGUUUACAGUACUCAUGUAAAAGUUCAAAGAAUGAGUCUAUUUGAUGAUUGUACACUGACUUUUAUAAGUUUAUAAUUUUGACUUCUGAUCUCCAGGAAUAGGCUUCGGAAAUGUACUGCUCCUUUUGUAUUGCAUUAUCUACUACAUUAUCGUCAUGGCCUGGACAUUCUUCUAUCUUUUUACCUCUUUUAGUACUGAGUUACCAUGGGCUAACUGCAGCAAUGCCUGGAAUACUGAAACCUGUUUUGAAUUUGAUAAAAAGGACAAUUUUAGCUACUCUAGUAUACCAGAGAAUGCAACUUCACCUGCUAGAGAGUUCUGGGAGAGGAGAGUGCUAAAUCUAACUAGCAGUGUACAUGAGCUGGGCAGUGUUAGGUGGGAGCUGGCUGCGUGUCUCCUCUUGUCUUGGAUCAUCUGCUACUUUUCAGUGUGGAAGGGAGUGAAGUCUACAGGGAAGGUGGUCUAUUUCACUGCAACUUUUCCUUAUGUGAUGUUGGCGGUGCUGUUAGUGCGUGGACUCACGUUGCCUGGGGCCAUUGAUGGCAUAAGAUUUUACCUCUACCCAGAUCCUGCAAAACUCAAAAACCCACAGGUGUGGAUAGAUGCUGGAACGCAGAUUUUUAUGUCUUCUAGUCUUUGCAUGGGCUCCCUCACUGCUCUAGGAAGCUACAACAAGUAUAACAACAACUGCUACAAGGAUUGUAUUUAUCUGUGCCUUUUGAAUAGUGUGACCAGUUUUGUGGCUGGCUUUGCCAUCUUCUCUGUGCUAGGCUUCAUGUCCUAUGAGCAGAAGGCAGACAUUUCAACAGUGGCAGAGUCAGGUCCAGGGUUGGCCUUCAUUGCAUACCCUAAGGCAGUAUCGCUGAUGCCUGCUCCACAACUGUGGGCCAUUUGUUUCUUUAUUAUGAUUAUUUUGCUAGGACUGGACACCAUUUUUGUGUGUUUGGAGGCACUGAUGACUGCUGUAACUGACAUGUACCCCUCAUUCUUCCUCUUUGGUCAUCGCCGCAAAGGUUUCCUGCUCAUCAUUUGUGUGGGGUGUUUUCUGUGUGGCCUUGUUAUGGUAACAGAGGGUGGCUUGUAUAUUUUCCAGCUAUUUGAUUACUAUUGCUAUAGUGGGAUAACACUUCUUUUAUUCGCCAUUCUGCAGACAGUGUGUAUAGGAUGGGUUUAUGGGGCUAAUCGCCUGUAUGAUAACAUUGAGGACAUGAUUGGUUAUCGACCAUUGUUCUUAAUAAAAUACAGUUGGAAGUACAUCACUCCUCUUGUCUGCACUGGUACAUUUGUCUUCUCUCUGGUGAAAUUCACUCCUCUGAAGUUUAACAAUAUAAUUGAAUACCCCUGGUGGGGCUAUGCUAUUGGCUGGUACUUCACGCUCUCUUCAACUCUACUAAUUCCUCUGUGGAUGAUCUAUGCUCUCCUCAGGUCCAGUGGCUCAUUUAAGCAGAGAUUACAUAUUCUCUGCACCCCAGAAAACCACCCCUGAACUCAAGCAGAAAUAAAAAUUGUACAUCACCUCCAGAACAUGAUAUUUAUAUGCUGUAAUACUGUAACCCAGAAUAUUAGAGUGUUCAGUUACUAGUUUACUACAAGACCAGGUGCACCCCCUGGCUGUCAUCUGAAGAACUCUAGCAAUUAAAAUUUCAGCUUUCUUUUAUAUUUAAAUAUAGACUU